This is a messenger RNA of Ziziphus jujuba (common jujube), 2274 nucleotides long. Its product is annotated as basic leucine zipper 2. The transcript has 4 exons. Bases 1008 to 1907 code for a protein of 299 amino acids. NCBI's taxonomy places the organism in Eukaryota, Viridiplantae, Streptophyta, Magnoliopsida, Rosales, Rhamnaceae. The record is from RefSeq and is a predicted model, not a curated record. Gene Ontology annotation, biological process: regulation of DNA-templated transcription. Gene Ontology annotation, molecular function: DNA-binding transcription factor activity.
CCACCACACCACACUGAGUUUUAUUCUUGGAGGAAAUUUUUGCUUUUUCAAUCAAAAAAAAAUUUACUCAAAGUUUCUCAUCCUUGUUUUCUGAAUUUUGAAUAUGGGUUUUUCAUUUUGGAACAUAUUGAAUAAUGGGUAUUUCAUGGUUUUGGUUUUUGUGUUCAUGUUGUGUGUUCAAUUUUUUCCUUGUGAAAUUCUUUUUCCCACUGUUUUUCAGUGCCACUGUUGCAUUGAUUUGGGUUUGUUUUGGGUUGUUUUUGUGUGUUUGAUUUGUUGCUCUUCGUCGACAAAUGGACUGUAUCUUCUUUCCUCCAUGUGCUGUAAAUCAGUGAUUAAAAAUUACUAAUUGGGCUGUUUAAAUUUUAGCUGAUUUUUUGCUCCAUAUUCUUUAACCCUCUGUGUGCUGAGAAAGUUGCUGAAACUAUAAUAAAGGUAUAAAAUUUGUUUCAUUACGGCAUAACAUACAAGAAAUCAAAAUCAAAAUGCUCUUACCCGUGGUUUUAAUGUUAAAAUGUUGUAAAGAAAGAAACAGCCUUUACUUCUUACUUUUUACUUUUUACCCCUAGCAACCUUUUCUUCCCCAUUGUUGAUUAUAGAUUUUGCAAGUUCACAGGAUCUUAUGAACUUGCAUGUUGUCAUUGUAGCAUUACAUAUGACAAUCAUGGGUUGCUUUUCUUCUCCUUCACAGAAAUUGUUUCUUUUUCUGAAUUUUGGUUUCAGAAGUACCAUAUAUGAUGCAAUUUCUCUUUUUCUCUCCCUUAAUUUUCUACUGAAGGUGUAUGUUUUUGACUGAUGUUCUGUAGCAAAACUUAAUUGUUUUGUCCUUGUAAAAGUUAGGGUAGGUCAAGAUACUGGCAGUAAAGUAUGGCAUUAAGCUUUUAAUGGAUGCAAGAUUUUCCUUAUUAUCUGUUAUUUUGCCAUAAGAGGGUUCAGAAAGGGAGCUUUUUAAAUAUUACGAAAUUUUGAGAAGCUGAUGGCAACCACACUUUGAUAAAUAGUUCACCAUGACAACAAGGCAGGUUCAAGCUCAUCUUCCUCCUCGAUGUCCAAUUCAAAAGAAACCCAUUAAUGGCCCAAUUCAUGACGGCAUCUCUCUGCCCUCACAACACCGUAGGUCUUCCUCACAAUACAUGUUAGAGGAGCAACCUGCAUGGCUUGAUGACUUGUUGAGUGAUCCAGAAUCAAAUUCCAAAGAGAGGUUUCACCGUCGCUCUGCAAGUGACUCUCUUGCCCUUUUAGACGGUCUGUCAGACUCCCUAUCAUCUCUCGGCCACCAUAAUGAUGAAGGGACUUCAGUUAAUGGAAGUUGUGUGUUGGAGUCAGAUUGUUUGUAUGGUCCCAAUUCCCCUAGACAAAGGAGUUCAUCGUCUUCAGAGAAUGCCAUAGUUUCAGCAUUAUCAGAAUAUGUUUAUCAAGAACAUAUGCAGUUUGUUGAUGGAAGUCUUUGUAUUUCUGGUAUCACUUGCUCUGAUGCAAUGACAGAUGGAUGUCCUCCUGUUGGGGAGCACAAUGCCGAGACAAAGGCAGCAAAACGCCACCCUGGGCAGCGCUCAAGGAUUCGUAAACUCCAAUAUAUUGCUGAAUUGGAAAGGACUGUUAAUGAUUUGCAGACUGUGGAAUCAGAGUUGGCUGUUAGAGUUGCUUCUCUACUUCAGCAACGUGCUGCCUUGUCCAUGGAAAACAGCAAACUUAAGCAGCAGCUAGCCAGAUUGCGGCAGGAAAAAUUAAUCGUGGAUGAUCAAUAUCAGUUUCUGAAGAAGGAAGUUAAGAGAUUGAAGAAUGGUUUAACAAAUUACCCGAAUAACAAAUUCCAAGCAUAUUUUGGAUCGACCACCAACAAUGCGGCUAGUAGAUUAGAUGCUAUGCAGAUGGCAUUGGAUAUGGAGAAACUCAAUAUUAACUGAAACCAAGAGAACCAAGAAAAGGAGUUAUGGCUGGAUUUUUUAAGAUUCUGCAGCAUGAAAGCUAUGGCUCAUUUCUUCAUAUCCAUGAUGUUUAGGAGCAAAUUCAGGCAAAGGAAACCAAAAAAAUAAAUAACCUAGGUUUAUAGUUCUCUCUGUCAUUCUUAUUCCUCACUUGUAAAUCUGCUAGUUGGACUUUUUUUUUUUUGGUGGUAAUACUACUAGUUGGACUUCUUGUUGGGGAAACUAGUAUUUAGUCUGUGGAAACUGACAUCUCUUAUCCAUGUUUCAGUUUAACCUUGUUCAUUUAAUGAAAAUAUCUUAGCAGCAGGGGACAUUUUUCCCUUAAAAUUCUAAAAUACAUUAACAA